Molecule: messenger RNA, 1473 nt
Organism: Heteronotia binoei (common prickly gecko)
Lineage: Eukaryota; Metazoa; Chordata; Lepidosauria; Squamata; Gekkonidae
Product: autocrine proliferation repressor protein A-like
Exons: 13
Coding region: 1-1473 (490 amino acids)
Source: RefSeq, a predicted model, not a curated record
AUGCAUCCUCUCACCCUUUUCCUCUUGGCAUCCUGCUUGCCCAACGUUCAGCUGAUGGAGGACCUGAAGGCACUGGAGGAAUUUGUGAACCGCCCUGACCCUCACUAUAAAUAUACCUUUGGCAAGAAGGAGGAGCUUCCCUUUUUCACAGACAUUGCCUUCCAACACUCUAUCAAGAUGACUUCACAGAAGUGGCUGGACGAAACUGAAGUGGACAAACCGGUUUGGUCACAUGUACUGGAUAUAAUUAUUCCCAAUAGAACUAAAAUUGGGGAAUCCUGCCUCUUGAUAAUCAAUUCCGGAAAAACUGCAGCAUCGGAAACAAUCCUGUAUGAGAAAGGAAACCUUAAAAUUCCAUAUUUACCAAUUAUAACUAAAUCGGCCUUGGCUGUGCUGAACACGGUUCCCGUCCAGCCACUCACCUUCUACAACCACCCUUUAGGCUGGAAGAAUAUUAAAGAAUACGAUAUAAUGGCAUAUUCAUGGUGGAGGUUUAUCAAUGACUCUUCUGUACCACCAGAGUGGCUUGUGCAAUUCCCGAUGGUCAAGGCCGCUGUGAGAGCCAUGGACACUGUCACAGACUACAUGAAGAAAACAUAUCAGAAAAAGAUUACCAAGUUCACAUUGACAGGUGUUGUCAUGAACGGAUGGACCACUUGGCUGACUGCAGCCGUUGACAAGAGGGUUGCUGCCAUUAUUCCCAUUGCCAUGGAUUUUUUGAACUUCACCGAGAAUUUCCUCCACCAAUACCGAGCAUAUUGCGGCUGGUCUUACGGGCUGAAACCUUUCCAUGACAUGAAUAUAAUGCAGAAGAUGGACGAUUCCCGCUUCUCUCUUCUGGCUUCACUCCUGGACCCCCUGAGUUACAAUGAACAAUACACAAACAUAUCCAAAUUAAUAAUUGAUGUAUCAGGGGAAGAAGUCUUUCUGCCCGACAACUCUUGUUACUACAUUAAUCAACUAGAGGGCCCGAAACUUCUCAACAUCAUCCCAAAUUCUGAUUUCAGAUUUCAAAAUAACUUGAAAACACUAAUGGAUCCGAUCGCUAGUUUCCAAUAUCGCAUAGCAAAUGAUUACCCACUUCCCACAGUUUCCUGGCAGAUAACAACGACAAAUAUGACCAAAAUCAUCCAUUUCCGUUCAAAGCCAGACCCCAAAGAGGUUGUUUGUUACUAUGCCAACACCAUUCGUGGUACCAGGAGAGACUUCAGGAUGAAGAUAGCAUCUGGCAACUCUUCUAAAAACAACCCUGUAAAAUGGAGUAAAGGAACUACAGAAAAAGUUAAAUAUGGUCUUUAUAAAUUGGAAAUGAAAAUACCAGCCAAAGGAUGGAGGGGAUUCUUCCUUCAGGCAACCUUCCACAGUGAUGGCAGUUAUGUUGAGUUGAUAGUAACAUCAGAUCUUCACAUCCUCCCAGACACUUACCCCUGUUCUGACUGCAACGGUGAUGGAUGCCAUGGAACGUUGGUUUGA